AUUCGGCAUAAGUGCGAACAGUUAUAUCUAACUUGUUUUACAAGGAAAAGAACCAAUCCCGUUGGACCAGAUCAGUGCAGUCUAGUGAAGUCGUCAGUGUCCAGGCCAGUGGAAGUGUGGUUUACGAACUUAUACCAAAUCUACUCACUGAAAGUUUAUUAAACCUUAAUAAACAUUGGUCCACAUCAGAAGUGAUAUUAUCCGGAAAACCCGGUGCAGAAACAGGUACUUCCCCAAUCCAAAUCUCCAUUGAGUGAGAGAAAACUCAUACAACAAGAACAGAAGACUGAUUAGAGCCUAAAGUGUGUCGAAAAUGGGCACGUCAUCGUUGUGGCUGGUGGUGGCUUUCUUAGCCGGCUUGACCCAUUCCGGAUGGGCGUUGUAUUCGUCAUCCGAUGAUGUCGUGGAGCUCAACGCAAACAAUUUCGAUCGAUUGGUUGUCAAGAGUGACGAGGUAUGGAUAGUCGAAUUCUACGCUCCAUUCUGUGGUCACUGUCGAAAUCUCGUUCCGGAGUAUAAAAAGGCCGCAACUGCUUUGAAGGGAGUUAUCAAGGUUGGCGGCAUCAAUUGCGAAGAAGAGCAAAGUCUGUGUGGCCAAUACGGAGUUCGUGGAUAUCCCACCAUUAAAAUCUUCGGCUCAAACAAGCGCACACCCGUGGACUACAAUGGCCAGCGUACGGCCAAAGACAUCGCUGAAUCAGGUCUUGCUGAAGCAAAGAAGAAAAUUAAAAACGUUCUCGGAGGUGGCUCAAGUGGAUCAUCCGAAAGCGGUAGUAGUUCCGGAUCGAACGAUGUAGUCGAGUUGACAGAUUCCAACUUUGACAAACUGGUUCUAAAUGGUGACGACAUUUGGUUGGUCGAAUUCUUUGCUCCAUGGUGCGGUCAUUGCAAAAACCUUGCUCCCCAUUGGGCUAAAGCCGCCACCGAAUUGAAAGGAAAAGUUAAACUUGGCGCCCUGGAUGCAACAGUCCACACCAUCAAGGCCCGACAAUAUGGAAUUGAGGGUUAUCCAACUAUAAAAUUCUUCGCUGGCGGAGCCAAAGACCGCGAAUCUGCACAGGAUUACGACGGAGGUCGCACUGCGUCGGAUAUUGUCAACUGGGCCCUGGAGAAAUUCAGUGAGAAUAUUCCUGCACCUGAAAUUGUUCAACUUACAUCGGAGGAUGUUACGAAAAAGACUUGCGAAGAUAAGCCCCUGUGCGUCGUUUCUGUCCUUCCUCACAUCCUGGAUUGCGACGCAGCAUGCCGUAAUAAAUAUCUUGCCAUCCUGGCCAAGAUGGGCGAAAAAUACAAAAAGAAGCAAUGGGGCUGGUUGUGGUCCGAAGGCGGGGCCCAGCCCGAAAUAGAAAACAUUUUGGACAUUGGUGGUUUCGGCUAUCCAGCGAUGGCCGUCGUAAACGUUAAAAAGAUGAAAUACUCUCUGCUACGCGGAUCCUUCUCGGAGGAUGGCAUCAACGAAUUCCUGCGAGAUUUAUCGUAUGGCCGAGGACACACGGCCCCGGUGAAGGGUGCGGCGCUACCAAAGAUCUACGAUGUCGAACCGUGGGAUGGUAAGGAUGGCCAACUCCCGGAGGAGGAAGAUAUCGAUCUCUCUGAUGUGGAUCUAGAAGAGAAAGAUGAGCUCUAAGCGUUGGGGCGUUUUAGUCCAAGUCAAAAGAUUUAAAUUUAAGUGGUUCACAGCAUUUCAAAGAACAAAGACAUUUCGCUUCUUAUGAUGGGGAAUGUAAUAAAGCUCAAAUUGAGAAUACUUA
Molecule: messenger RNA, 1751 nt
Organism: Armigeres subalbatus
Lineage: Eukaryota; Metazoa; Arthropoda; Insecta; Diptera; Culicidae
Gene: CaBP1
Product: protein disulfide-isomerase A6 homolog
Exons: 2
Coding region: 314-1627 (437 amino acids)
Biological process (GO): response to endoplasmic reticulum stress
Cellular component (GO): endoplasmic reticulum lumen
Molecular function (GO): protein-disulfide reductase activity; protein disulfide isomerase activity
Source: RefSeq, a predicted model, not a curated record